CUGAAGCCACUGGGGCGGAGUCGUGAGUACCGAGUGGCAUUUCUUACUGAGGAGAAUUAUUGUAAAAACGCGAUUUUGGAGUGAAGUUUAUUCGACUGGUUUCUAUUAGUUAGACACAAAGCGUCGUUUGGAGUGGAUUUGUUUAGUUCAACCUGAGUUUCAUUGACGUUUUGAGAGAGAUAUCUUGUCGAGCUAACGCGGCUAGCUGUCGUUAGCUGCACUUUUUUUUUUACGUGAAGGAAGGAAGGAAGGAAGGAUUUUCUUGGCCCAGCUUUGACGGGACUCCAUACAAGUUGUCAAAGUGGUGUUUGAGUUGGCCAAAGCUCUGGAGCAGACCUAAUGGAAACAGUAUGUCUGAAGCACCAUGAGGCUCCUCUAGAUCACUGGAGAAUCAGUUUCACAUAAACGAUCGGCAGAAGGAAGACUGCAGCAUGGUAUCUUAUUAAAGCAAUAGGAUUCAGAGAAAUAGUCUGCACCACAGAUAAACAUCCUGGUGCUGCUACUACAAGUGGUUUGUAAAGGGAAAAAAGUAAUUGUAGGGUGUAAGUGUAAAACCUAGCUAUUUGGGGGAAAUUUUUUGUUUGUUUGCUAAGAUGAGCGCAGAAGGAUAUCAGUACAGAGCACUAUAUGAUUAUAAAAAGGAGAGAGAGGAGGACAUUGACCUGCACAUCGGGGACAUACUCAUAGUGAAUAAAGGCUCCCUGUUAGCACUGGGCUACAGUGAAGGGCUGGCUGAGAGGCCGGAGGAUAUCGGCUGGCUGCCCGGGUAUAAUGAGAUGACUCAGGAAAAGGGAGACUUCCCUGGUACCUAUGUGGAGUUCAUUGGGAAGAAAAAGAUAUCUCCUCCGACCCCGAAGCCAAGGCCUCCCAGGCCUCUUCCUGUGGCGCCUGGACCAGCCAGGAAUGACUCGGACUCCGAGCAAGGAGGUCCCAGCACUUUGCCAGAUCUGACCGAGCAGUUUGCACUUCCAGACGUGGCCCCGCCCAUGCUGCUCAAACUGCUGGAGGCCAUCGAGAGGAAAGGCCUGGACAACCCCACCCUGUACAGAAACUUCACCGCUGGAGGUGGCCUGGAUGUGCGGCAGUGUUUCGACGCUGACGGCCCAUCUGUGGAUUUGGAGCAGCUCGACCUGCAGACGCUGUGUGACGGUCUGAGACGAUACCUACUGGAUUUGCCCCAGCCGGUGAUUCACUCUGCAAUCUACACUGAGAUGGUACACAUUGCUCAAGAGGUUCAGGGCAUGGAAGAAUGCGCAGAGCACUUGCGGAGGGUUGCUGGUUCCUCUGUUUUGCUGCCUCAGUACUGGCUAACGCUGCAGUGCCUGCUAAGACACCUUGCCCACGUGUGUCAGGCUUCGGCCGCCAACCUGCUGAACGCCCGCGCCCUUGCCGAGAUCUUCAGCCCUGCGCUAUUCCGGCAGCAGGCAUCCAGCUGUGAGCCCAGCCCUGAGUCACACAUUAGGAUCAUUGAAGUCCUGGUGACCAGCGAAUGGAGCAGCAACCAGGCAGCUCCAGCACUACCUCCGAAACCACCCAAACCAGCCCCUGUCACUAACAACGGUAUGAACAACAACAUGGCUCUACAGGAUGCCGAAUGGUACUGGGGGGACAUUUCAAGGGAGGAGGUCAAUGAGAAGCUGAGAGACACAGCUGAUGGAACAUUUUUGGUUCGCGACGCCUCCACCAAAAUGCAUGGAGACUACACCCUCACGCUGAGGAAAGGAGGCAACAACAAGCUGAUCAAAAUUUUCCAUCGGGAUGGGAAGUACGGUUUCUCAGAUCCUUUGACCUUCAACUCUGUGGUUGAGCUGAUCAAUCACUAUCGGCACGAAUCCCUCGCUCAGUACAACCCUAAAUUAGAUGUGAAACUGCUGUAUCCUGUGUCUAAGCACCAGCAGGAUCAAGUGGUAAAAGAGGACAACAUAGAAGCUGUGGGGAAGAAGUUGCACGAAUACCACUUGCAGUACCAAGAGAAAAACCGGGAGUAUGACCGACUGUAUGAGGAGUACACCAGAACGUCACAGGAGAUUCAAAUGAAAAGAACUGCGAUCGAAGCUUUCAACGAGACCAUCAAGAUCUUUGAGGAGCAGUGCCAGACGCAAGAACGCUACAGCAAAGAAUACAUCGAGAAGUUUAGGAGAGAAGGCAAUGAGAAAGAGAUCCAGAGGAUAAUGGUGAACUACGAGAAGUUGAAGUCUCGCAUCAGUGAGAUCGUGGACAGCAAGCGUCGUUUGGAGGAAGACCUGAAGAAACAGGCAGCUGACUACAGGGAGAUCGACAAGAGGAUGAACAGCAUCAAGCCAGAUCUCAUCCAGCUCAGGAAGACCAGGGAUCAGUACCUCAUGUGGUUGACACAGAAGGGUGUCAGGCAAAAGAAGCUCAACGAGUGGCUGGGAAUCAAAAACGAGAACCAGGAAGAUCAAUACUCAAUGGUGGACGACGACGAGGACUUGCCACACCAUGACGAGCGUUCCUGGAAGCUCGGGAACAUUAACCGCAUCCAAGCGGAAGCUCUGCUACGCGGCAAGAGAGACGGAACAUUCCUGGUCCGAGACAGCAGCAAACCAGGCUGCUACGCCUGCAGUGUUGUUGUGGACGGAGAGGUCAAGCACUGCGUCAUCAACAAAACUCCCACAGGCUUCGGUUUUGCCGAACCUUACAACCUGUACGGCUCACUGAAGGAACUGGUCUUGCACUACCAGCACACGUCUCUUGUUCAGCACAAUGACUCUUUGAAUGUCACGUUAGCAUACCCGGUUUACGCACACCCACGGCGAUGAGGACUCGUGAACACACACUUUUUUUGUCAGGACUUUGUAACGCACGAUUGGAGCUUAGAAGGAGGAGGACGAGAAAAAAGGCCUCAGCUCCUGCAGCGAUGCCUCCACUUUGGAUUCAGGAUGGAGGACUGGUUUUCGCCGCUAAACCCAAAAAACAGACGUUUCAGCCAAGACCUUGAGAAAUCGUAUCGUUUUCCUCACGGUCAAACGGAAACUGCUGAACUUUGAUCUCUCUUUCCCAAAAUGGAGGACGAUGGAGGCCUUUCUCAAAAUGGUGCUUGUUCAUUUCAAAGCUUUACCCACUGCUGGAAUGUGGAACGCUUAUGACGAUGACCUCUGGAGUGCAACUUUUAUUUUUAAAUGCUAUUCCGAGAGAGGUGUGUGUGUGUGUGUGUGUGUGUUUGUGCGCAGACGUGAUGUGACCAAAACUCACAGUAUCUAAAAGCUAUUCAUCAUUGGCAUGUUCAGAGUGACGAUAUGAACAGACCAUGGAAUCAGCUGAUCAAUGUAGCAAGACGGCACUUUCAGAACUGUAUAUUUUUGGGCGGGAGGGGAUUUCCAUAAAAGGACUGUGAACAAGCAAACGAUUCGAACAUCUCAUUUUUACAUGAGCAAAAACAGGACGGGGGACAAGAUGUGUGGCAUUUUACUCUGUGAGCAUUACAGUGACUGCUUCUGCCUUUAAUGAACUAACAAGGCACCCAGACGAACCUAAAAUACUUUCAUUUUGUACAUACGGACUGAAAGAAAAAGAAAAAUGUGAUUGAAACAUGUUGUACCAAAAACAGCGCUCAGUUUCUUCUCAGUUGUAUUCAAAUGUGCUAUGCAAAUUCUGUUUCUCCUUUCCUUCUCAGCAGAGUUGAUUUUAUUUUACAUGUUGCUACCCAUAAUAUAAUUUCCUUCUUUUUAUUUUUACAGUUUGAAUUUUUUUUUUAAAUGGUAGUAUAUAAGAGAAUAUUUUAAGUGUCAAAUCCGCCAAGAGAGAUGGCUUCGGUUUUACAACAGAUAAAUGAUAACCUACUUUAUUACAAAUUUCUUUAUCAGCAGCUGAUUAGAUAAAACAGAUGAGUAUUUUAUUAGUCUUUUUCACUUUGAGCUUAUUUUUUUUUUCUAGGCAGAGCCUGGAGGACUUGAGUGAUGCGUCUUGUUUAUUAAUAGUACUAUAACUCAUCGAAAUUGAUAAUUUUUCAUUUUCUCAGCGCGCAGAAUUCGACUUUUUGAAAACGAGUCCACGUCAGAAAAUCAAAAGCUCAUCAUGUUUAUUUUGAGAAAUUUUUCCAGCAAAUUGAAUUCCCGUUUUUAUUUUUGGAUGAAUGAAAAACAGUUCUUUAUUCCUUAUCCAUAUCGUUUUUCUGUAUCAGAAAAACUCACUAGUGUUUACAUGCCUGAGUCAGAAUUUGUAUUUUUGACUCGCACCCCUUGAAUACUACUCUACAGUAGUUCUUCCAUUUACAGGAAAGUCAACUUGGUAUCUAUCUAUUUUUUUGUUUUUGUGUUUGUUUUUUCCCCCCCCGUAUAACUGCCAGCUGAAUGGCUACAAUUUGUCAUUUGCUGUCAUAUAAUUCCUCAUCAGAGAUUACAGUAUUCUAAGCUUUAUGACUGGUGAAGCCUUCAGCAUAGAGGUUUGCCUCCAGCUCGAGUCGUGUCUAUAUUGCAGUUAUGCAUCUGAUGAUAUUUUGCAUAAAUAAAACGACAUUGUGAACUAAUAA
This is a messenger RNA of Neoarius graeffei (lesser salmon catfish), 4489 nucleotides long. It is a transcript of the gene pik3r1, whose product is annotated as phosphoinositide-3-kinase, regulatory subunit 1 (alpha). The record is from RefSeq and is a predicted model, not a curated record. Lineage: Eukaryota; Metazoa; Chordata; Actinopteri; Siluriformes; Ariidae. Gene Ontology annotation, cellular component: phosphatidylinositol 3-kinase complex. Gene Ontology annotation, biological process: insulin receptor signaling pathway; phosphatidylinositol phosphate biosynthetic process. The coding region runs from base 594 to 2780 and encodes 728 amino acids. Gene Ontology annotation, molecular function: protein binding; 1-phosphatidylinositol-3-kinase regulator activity. The transcript is spliced from 15 exons.